Perca fluviatilis (European perch) is the source of this 1161-nucleotide messenger RNA. RefSeq lists its product as uncharacterized. Lineage: Eukaryota; Metazoa; Chordata; Actinopteri; Perciformes; Percidae. The record is from RefSeq and is a predicted model, not a curated record. The transcript has 5 exons. The coding region runs from base 12 to 755 and encodes 247 amino acids.
GUUGUAUCAGCAUGAAAACUCUAACUUCUCUCCUGGACUUGAUUAAUAUGAAGACUCUUGUAGCUAUUUUGCUGUUUUCCAAAACUACCUUGGGAGAGCAUCGUCUCACCUGUCCUCAGACCAUAGAGGCAGCAGAAGGAGAUGAUGUCAUUAUACAGUGUGGUCUGGACCCCCCCGUCGACUUGUCAUUCUACACCUUCGAUGUGGCGAGACUCGACCUCAGCAGCUAUGGUGAUGUCCACUGCUAUCGACGGGGAACGGAUCACCUGGAUGACCAGAUGGAUCGAUACAGAGACAGAACAACUCUCCACCAUGAAGACCUGAUCAGAGGCAUCGUGACUCUGAAGAUCUCCUCAGUAACUCUGUCUGAUAGUGGUCCAUAUAAAGUCUACGUCCCAGACCUGACAGCCCCUUCUGUUAUUAACAUCACUGUUGUACCCAAAGGCCAAGUGAGCGAGACGAAGAGAAAUGAUCCAACCACAACUAGACCUCCAGCUACCAGUCCUGGCUCUGCAAAGGAGGAAUCUGACUGGAAAACAGUGGUUCCCAUUGUCUGUGGUGUUGUUGGUGUUCUUCUUCUUCUCCUGGUGAAACGUGGAGUCAUCCAGAGUUGCAUCGAGAGGCUCAGAGGAAGGAAGGAGCAAGAACCAGAGACAGCAGGGAAUGGAUGUGAGAUGAAAAACCUGAACAUGGAAGCAGCAAAAGGAGAUGAAGACCUGGAGAGAGCUGCAGGAAAUGGAAACGUCUUACUGUAGGAAACCUCUCUGAGAGCUUGAAUUCAACUUUAUUUAUAUUAUCAAAUACUAACAAGAGUUAUCUCAGGACACUUUACAGAUAGAGUAGGUCUAGACCACACUCUAUAGUUUAUAAAAAGCCCCAACAAUACCAGUAAUUCCCCCAAGACCCAACAAUGACAGAUGCAGUAUUAGAAUAGAUGCAGAUAAAGGUUUUACACAACUCAGACACAACCUGGAUCAUAAUAAGGAGUCCUUUUGGUCCUGAUUCAGUAUUAGAAAAGGAUCUUUACAUAAAUCUUCUGAGCUGGUCAACAAUAAGCCCCCGAACAAAAUCAUAUUAACAACAUCCAGGAUGGUUUAUUACACGGCUGCUCACUAAAGAAAUCAAACAUUUUACACAUUUUACACAAAUAUUGAUUUAAAG